AUCAUAACAGGUUUCUACUCCAAUAAACAACAAGACAAUGUUGUUAAAUUAAACAGUUUAACACAAUGAAUACUGGCGAUUUCUGAUGACGUCUUCCUUAUAACACCGUCCUCUAUCCUGAAGUAAGCGGAAGUGAAGGUGCGGUAAAAAUGACCGACGGAAAGGUUUCUCCUGUUCUUGCAAGAACUGUACUACAACAAUGUCUCCACGCCAGACUUCAGGUUAAACCACCGGAGGGAGAGUCCCAGGCUGAAUGGGUGGAGAUUCAAAGGGGAAUGGUGAUUUACAUCUGUUUUUUCAAGGGGGCCACGGAAGAUAUUAUCGAAAAAAUAGUGAACACCCUGUUGCAAGUGAAGCUGUGUGAAGCUGACUCGGGGAAGCACAUGUCUGUGCUGGAGCUACCUGGAAACGUGCUUAUCGUCCCCCAGGCUACACUGGGAGGGAAGGCCAAAGGGCGGAGCAUGCAGUAUCAUGGCAACAUUGGGAAAGAGGAGGGGCUACAGCUCUAUACCAGCUUUGUGUCCGAGUGUGAAAAGCAACUGUCCUCAUCCAGCAAGUGCACCGAAGCUGGGGUAGCUGUUAAACAUGGCACCUACGGAAACAGACAAGUGCUGAAACUGGACACCAAUGGACCCUACACACAUAUGUUGGAGUUUUAAUCAUUGUCACCUUUUGUACUUCUCACAGCAGUUAUUUAAUUUUGCCUUCUCUUAGGCCAGUCUGAAAGGGAAACAACAUAGUAUGUGUGUUCAUAUAAAACCCACCCUAAACAAUGAUGUUACCCAGGUAUAAUGCCUCUCCUUUUUUCCAGUUGUAGAGAAUGCAUUCAGAAAUGUUAGUACAGACUGCAGUUCAGAUUAAACUAAAACAAGACUUCAAAAAUAUCUAGAGAGCAGUAGAUUUGGUGCCAUCACAUAGUAUUCUCCAAAUCAUAAAAUGCACACAUCCACUUAAAUGGUAAGAAGAAUUCUGUCCCAAUGGCAUUUUCAUUUCAAAUUGCAUUCUGCAGAUAUAGAUGAAAGAUUUAUUUGAUUUUGACACAUGAAAUACACACCAGUUAUUCUGAGAGUAAAGCAGAACAUAUCAAAUUAUGUAUCGUAUAUAGGGUUCUAUUUCCCUUUUAAUGCGUUCACACUACACACCAUUUACUAGCUUAGGGGUGUCCAGUCAUAUCCUAAAAGGGUCGGUGUGGGUGCAGUUUCUUGUUUUGGCCCAGCAUUACGACACCCGAUUUAGCUAAUUAACUAUUCAUGGUCUUCAAUCUAGAGCCUUGAUAAUUAGAAUAAACUGUCUUAGUGCUGGGCUUAAACAAAAACCUAAACUCACACUGGGCCUUUUUGAAUAAGAAUGGACACCCCUUCCUUAGGUGAUGGGCAUUUACCAAACUCUGGGAUCAAUCCACUUACAACAUAGCUCGUCGACUGGUGUAAUUAAAGGGACCUUUCAAAAUGUGAUUUAUGACUAUUGUCCUGUUUGUUUUUUGCUUAUGAAUUUCUGUCAUAUUUAUAUGCAGUUCAAUAAUUAUGUUUUGCCUGUAUGCAGUAUAUGGGGGACAAAUGAGGGGAAAUGAUUCAAAAGCACCUAGAGUGUGCAUGAAAUGUAAGACUAAUGAAAUGCAUGGUUUGGGCAGGAUUUGAUUUUUUCAACUAAUUCUGUUGAUAUGUGCUGUAGUCACACAAACGGUAUUGAGAGACUGCUGCCACUCUUUGUUAACAGAUUCAUUUUUGCUUGGAUGUCCAUUUUAUGACAAAGGGGUCAUGCUGUGCAAUUUUGUGACAAUUCCGCAUUGGGUGAUUCAGAGUAUUCACCAUGCUAUCUAUUAUAGCUGAUACACAAAUAAAGACCUGCAAAAACUG
Molecule: messenger RNA, 1856 nt
Organism: Anguilla rostrata (American eel)
Lineage: Eukaryota; Metazoa; Chordata; Actinopteri; Anguilliformes; Anguillidae
Product: D-aminoacyl-tRNA deacylase 2-like
Exons: 4
Coding region: 150-659 (169 amino acids)
Biological process (GO): tRNA metabolic process
Cellular component (GO): cytoplasm
Molecular function (GO): D-tyrosyl-tRNA(Tyr) deacylase activity
Source: RefSeq, a predicted model, not a curated record